AUGAAUAAGCUAGCGAUUUACAAUUUGCCUAUGAACCUUUUUAUUGAGCAAUUUAACAGUAUCGUAAUAUGCUCAAUUAUUAACCUUAGUGCAGCUGUAGUCACAAUCCCCAUUCUUAUUACAAUUUUUAUGCUGACUAGGUUAUUUUACCCAUUAUUUUUUGCAAGAAGAUUAGCUAUGGUUAUUAAUAUCUUUGCAUUUGAGGAUUGGUUUAUUAUCUAAUGGCCAAUUUUUAUAUAUUUAUCACUUUUGUAAAUUGUAUAUUUGAUAAGGGUGAUGCCCUAUAUUAAAAAGAGUUCAAAUUACUUAUCAAUAUUUAAUGAGUCCUAUGUGCUCUUGUUUGGAACUAUUAUGAUUUUCAUGACUGAUUACCUGCCUGAUCCAAAAUUGAAAUAUAUGCUAGGAUGGAAUGUCUUAGCUUUAAUUAUCUUAGUAUCUUUUAUUAAUAUACUCUUUGCUAUUAAAGAAAAUAAAUCUCUGAUUAAGAAAGGCUUUUAAAAAAUAAGAGCAUUUUUUACUAAUUUAAGAAAACAUAAAAUCAUAGAGCAGACUUAAAGUGAAACCUAUAAUUAGAUAUUAAAUGAAUUAAGUAGAUAAAAUGAUGAAGGAAUGAAAAAUGAUAGUGGAAUUGUUAGGAUUAAUCCUUUAAAUGAGAUUGACUCAAUGCAACAAAAAGCUCUUAAAAUAAAGAAAACGGUUUCAAAAAUCUAAUUUAAAUCCAAGAUAACUCCAGUUAAUGAUGUAAUUUUAGAAGAAAUGUCAGCAGAAGCAGAAUCUAAAUUUGAAUUUACUGAGGUUGAAGAAGAAAAAAUUGAAGAUGCUGCUUUUGAAUAAGUUGAUUCAUAAACAAUUUUUUAGACUAUAAUAGACCAAUAAAAGCAAAAUGAAAAUAAUGAUUUCAGUGAAUUAAUAUUUAAUAAUGAUGAUGUUAAUGCUUGA
Molecule: messenger RNA, 939 nt
Organism: Stylonychia lemnae
Lineage: Eukaryota; Ciliophora; Spirotrichea; Sporadotrichida; Oxytrichidae
Source: the annotation of a GenBank genome assembly